Messenger RNA from Lepus europaeus (European hare), 579 nucleotides. It is a transcript of the gene ARL14, whose product is annotated as ADP ribosylation factor like GTPase 14. Gene Ontology annotation, cellular component: cytoplasm. Gene Ontology annotation, biological process: vesicle-mediated transport; intracellular protein transport. The transcript has a single exon. NCBI's taxonomy places the organism in Eukaryota, Metazoa, Chordata, Mammalia, Lagomorpha, Leporidae. The record is from RefSeq and is a predicted model, not a curated record. Gene Ontology annotation, molecular function: GTP binding; GTPase activity. The coding region runs from base 1 to 579 and encodes 192 amino acids.
AUGGGUCUGCUGAGUUCCAAAAACCUGAGGGCCAAGCAAGCCCAAAUUCUGCUCCUGGGACUUGAUUCGGCUGGGAAGUCGACUCUCCUUUACAAACUAAAGCUUGAUAAGGAUAUUGCCACCAUCCCAACGAUAGGCUUCAAUGUGGAGAUGCUCGAGUUGGAGAAGAGUCUCUCGCUCACAGUCUGGGACGUCGGAGGACAGGAAAAGAUGAGAACUGUCUGGAGCUACUACUGUGAGAACACUGACGGGCUGGUGUAUGUUGUGGACAGUUCUGACAAACAGCGCCUGGAGAAGUCCCGCAAAGAGUUUGAACACAUUUUGAAGAAUGAACACAUUCAACACGUGCCAGUUGUCCUAUUAGCCAACAAACAAGACGUGCCUGGAGCUCUGAGCGCCGAGGACAUUACCAGAAUGUUUAAAGUGAAGAAGCUCUGCAGUGACCGGAACUGGUAUGUUCAACCCUGCUGUGCCGUCACGGGGGACGGGCUGGCGGAGGGAUUCAGGAAAUUAGCCGGAUUUGUGAAAAGCCACAUGAAACCAGGAGGAGACACAUUAGCAUUCUUCAAGCAAAAAUGA